GGUUCAAAAGUCACCAUGAGGCUGUAAAGCCAUACAUGAUACAGCAGUACCUAUAAUUUAUACAUGGGUGGAGUGGACAUGAAAGAUAAAUCCAUCUAUCACAUAUCAUGCUCGCAGACCACCACUCGCUAUUGGAAAAAAAUCUUUUAUAAUCUCCUUGACAUGGCAAUUUUUGACUCCUUCAUCUUAUUUAAAAACCACAGACAAGCCUAUGCCUAGAAGAAAAUUUGUGAUGGUUCUAAUUGAUGAACUCACAAGAACAGGAAUUGUUUACCCUCAAAACGCAGUUGGUAGACAACUAAAAUUAUCUUUUUCACACGAAUGCUAAUAACUGUGUUAUGCCUAAGCCUCUUAUAACUAACUACUCGUUAAUUUCUUAUCCUCCCCCAUCCAGAAACUAUGAUUUCCACAGUCCCAUAAAGAUUGAAGUCAGGACUAAUUAAUUGAGAUAUAUAACCUGAAUUGAAACAAGUUAAUCAUUUUUAUGUAUGGUUCAUCAGAGCCCAAAAUGUUUUUCUGGAAAUGUUAAGUGUAAGUUACUGCACUAUUUGAAGAAAUUGUCAAGAGUAGUAUUAGACCAUUUAAGUCAAAUGGGUUAUAAAGUAAACAUUACCCAUAUUUGAAUUUUUUUAAUGCAUUUAGGAAUGAAUUUUUUGUGAUAAACAUUUGAAAAACCACUGAUAUCACCUGUAUUAAUUAAUUUCAGUAGGCAUACAUUACCAUUACAGAAUAUUAAAGGUAAUGAAAUGUUGAAAAUGUGAAUUUAUAUCUUUGGUUAACAUAUGAUAUAAGAGUACUAGAAUUUGAGAAAUAAAGUAGUUAUUAAGCUCUUGAACUUCACACAAGUAAGAAGAUUAUUUGAGUGAUACCAUGAGCGCUCAAGCACACAUAUUUUAUAGAAAUAACUAAAUUCAAAAUGAUUGGCUGAAGAAGGAAAUGUUAAUGAAUGGAAAGAUCUUUAGCCAAGGCAACAUACGAUUUAAAUGGCACGCUUUUGUAAAGUGAAUAUUCUAAUUAUACAUAAUUGUGAUGCAGUUCCCCAAAAACAGAUGGCUGAACUGGAUGAGCUUGUAAUCGCCAAAAAAUUUGCUCUCUUCAUGGACAAUCUUCAAGACUGGCCUUCAUAUGAUCUAUCGGACAGUGCUAUCAUGGAUUGGUUUGGCCGCACUCUCUAUGGACGAGAUGCCAUAGUCUCAUUUAUGAAGACAUAUGUCCCAAAAAUGCACCACACAAUAGAGAGUGUCACUAAGAUCCCUCCCAUCAGCCAUCGAUCACUGCAGCGAAGUGAGGCACCUGUCCGAACACAAAGCCCUGUCAGACCUUCCCCGUCAGACCGCGAGAGCUGCAAAACACCUGAGAAUAUGAUUCGUCCCAACCUGCAGGACCUGAUGAGAGCACCUUCACGUAGGAGAAAAAAGAUCUUUUGCGUGGGAAGUGAGGAAUGGCAGUUUGCUGAAAUUAGGGGAAGGCUACACUUUGAAGAGAUGCAGCACAAUGAAGUUGGACCUAGGGAAAAGAUGGUCCAACGGAUUGUGUUGGGUUACACAGAUCAAAUCCAUUUCAUUGUCUACGAGGGUAAAGUUUUUUGUAGGAAGAAGCUAUUUUCACUGUCCAACACAUAAAAUAAGUAAUUUUUAUGUUUAUUAAGUUUUCUACUAUUGUUGUAAACAUUUUAUUAUUCUUUUUGUUAAAUUUAAUGUAUCUAAUGUAUUUUUGUUAUUGUUACAAUUAUGUUUACCAGUAAGUGAUUAGUUUUCUCCAAUUAAUUGUUUUUACCAGUAAGAAAUUAUUUUAUUUUCCAAUAUUUUUUGUAGCACAUAAAUAAUAUUUUAAUAAGUGUAUAUUUCUUUAAUGAUUAUGAAUUUGAUUAUUUUAACACAAAGGUGUGUUUAUCAGAUCAAUGUAAUUGAAGCAUGUUGCCAAUUCUUUAGACUGUGAUAAGUGAUCUCUGUAUUGUAAAAAUGUAGGCCUUAAAAUCUUACUGU
Messenger RNA from Homalodisca vitripennis (glassy-winged sharpshooter), 1985 nucleotides. RefSeq lists its product as uncharacterized. The coding region runs from base 984 to 1622 and encodes 212 amino acids. The transcript is spliced from 2 exons. The record is from RefSeq and is a predicted model, not a curated record. Lineage: Eukaryota; Metazoa; Arthropoda; Insecta; Hemiptera; Cicadellidae.